UUGGUGCAGCGGCGUAAAAAAAGGCGGCGAAGUGCGUUGCGUGUUCGCUGUGCCGUGGUGCUGCGCGUCGCAAAAUAUGACGAUUCAAGUUAACGUAAACUUGGACAUGCACCCAACGUGCGUGGACCUCGUUUUUCCGGAUGGUGUGCCAAAGGGGGGAAGUGUCCAGCUAAAUUUGCUUCGCGCUUCGUCCAGAUUCGCUUACGUGAAUGAGCGCGAGUGCGUUCCCGUCGUCAGGCGGAGGGCGAGCGUGCUCGACCAGCGCUAUCUCGAAGGGAACAUCACAGUGCACGCUUUUCACGAAGAUGACGGUCAUCCGCUGUGCUUCCUGAAAGCGGCAGCCGCACGCGAAGCGGGAAUUCUGUGCGGCGAAGGAAAUGCGGCAGCCGUCACGGACAAUGAUGAUGUCAAGCCGGCUUUGUCGCCGCCUCCAGUGGUUCGUGAACCGGCCGAAGAUGCGGAAGCAAUCAUAUCGGACGUUGUUGAAGCCAGCAGUAGUGACAGUGCCGUUGCCAAAGAAGACAUCGCGGUGCGGGCUAAGCCCGAAGUGGUCGCGUCCCGAUCGCUUUUACCGCCUCCGGUCACGUACGUCUGCACAGUUUGCCAUUUCCAGUCGAGGCGCAAGGAAGAAGCUCUGGAACACGUAAAAAGUCACGAAAGCGUUCCUGAGCCCGCUCGCGCUUCCGAUGUCAGGCACCCGUCCACUGUUAAGGGCGCAGCCGCGCGCGACAAGAUCGCCAUACCCAGAGGGCCUCGGCCGAGGAAGAAAGCGCCAGUGUUUAAGUGCACCGAAUGCAGCAAACAGUUCCCGGCCGACGGUUUGCUGCGUAUUCACGUGCGCAUAUACCACGGGGGCCCGCUCCAGUGCAAGCACUGUUCGUCCAAGUUUCGCAGCGAGCAAGAUCUGGACAAGCACAUGCAAAGCGACCACCUGGAUCGGGCUCCGUACCGUUGCUCGUACUGCGCGAGUGCGUUCUUCACCGCCGACAUGCUGGCGUUGCACGAGCUCAAAUGUCCCGUUGCUAGGCAAAAGAAACAGACGGUCGCCUGCCAGCUGUGCGAGUUCACGACGUCUGAGGCGAGCAGUCUGUGCCAGCACAUCCAGGAGUCGCACACCGAAAAGGUGAUCUACACCUGCGAACCUUGCGGUCACCUGUCACUCGACUUCGGUGUGCACCAAGAGCACCUCAAGAGCCACGGUCCUGACGGUAAGGCUGCUGCACCAUCUAGUCCUUCCCCAGCUUCUCGUGCUGGGGAGCCCGUGCAGUGUCCACUGUGCAAGAAGGAGUUCAAGAACUGUCGCACUCUCAAGGAGCACAUAAAGCGCCAUCCGAGGUCCGUGAGGCACGUUUGCGAACUCUGUGGUGAGGGAAUCACAACGAACGUGGCACUCAUCAAGCACCUCAACCGGCACAACAAGGAGACGGCACGCAAGUACCGCUGCCUCUUCUGCAGCAAGUGCUUCCAGACCACCUUCAGCGUGAGCCGCCACAUGAAGAACAUCCACCUAUUCGACCACGAGCACGGUUGCGAGCUCUGCCCGCACAAAUUUGCCACGGUCAAGGAGAAAGCGGACCACAUGGCCAAGGCCCAUGUAGCGGCCACGCCGAAGGGCAAGCGUGUCCACAAGUGCGCAGACUGCAAUUUUGAGUCUGAGAGCUUGGGCCGAUUCGAAAGGCAUAGGGCUUCCCACACUGGCGUUUACCCCUACGAGUGCACUGAGUGCCCGAGGCGUUUCGCAGCCAAGGAGGAACUCAGCCGACAUGUGCACAUCAUCCACCCAAAGGGCCAGCAAAACUGUCCAAGCUGUCCGAGGCUGUUCCAGGACCAGCUGGAGUUUGACACCCACCUGGCGCUGCAUCACAGUGGCCAGUCACACCCAUGCGAACAGUGCGGCCAUCACUUUGAGAGUGCGGAAGCACUGCUCGAGCACCGUGACAAGCGACACGACCUGAACCUUCCUUAUGAGUGCCGCCUCUGCCACCAGCGGUUCUGCAACAUUGGCCAGCGGGUGACGCACGUCCGCAAGUAUCACCCGCGUGUACUGCUCAAGUCUCACGUAUGCGACAUAUGCGGAUCAGCUUUCCGCUACCAAAGUGGCCUGGCUGUGCACAAGCUCGACAAGCACACUGGACGCACAGAGGGCCGUCUCUUUGAGUGCGAAUACUGCGGGAAGGUGUUUGGACGGAGCAACGUACUGGCCAUGCACCUGCGUCUGCACACUGGCGAGCGGCCAUACCUGUGCCAGCACUGCGGCAUGACCUUCCGAAACCCCACCAACCUGAAGUAUCACACUGUCAACAUGCACACCAAAAAUUACGCAGUCUCCUGCCCCAUCUGCUCCCGUGGGUUCGUUGUGCGACGAAAGCUUGCCAAGCACCUCAUGCAGGUGCACAAAGUGACGGGCAUGGUGAACACAUCUUCGCGAAAGGGCCGCGCCAAGCCCGUCUACAUCGAACACACCACAGUGCCCGUGGUGUCAAUGGAGACUGGCAACGACGUAAUGCUGAAUGUGAUGCAGAUUGUGGAAACUGCUGACGACGCGGUGACUCCCACAGAACUUGGCCAUGCCGUUGCGGGACUCAGUGGUGCCGUCGCUGCGGCCGACGACGCGGCGACCACUGUCGCAGAGGAGACUGUGGUGGAUGACGUGGUAGAGGAAGCUGUAGAAAUGGUGGACAUAUCGGGCGUCGAGUUUGUCAGUGGUGCGACUGUCGAGUGCUACACUGUCAGUUGACAGGCUGCAUGACCACCUCAACUUGGUCGUUGUAUAGAAGUCUUUUGAUGGGCUCGUGUAGUCUACGCGUUUCUUCAAUCUGUCAUCUUUUGUUAAAACCAAUCUUAGCAUGUUGGGUGCUCACAUUUUGUAUUAGAAAGGAGACCUUAUGCGGCAGCAUAACAUGGCUGGCUAUAAGCAUUUGACGAGCUCUUGUAGUUGGCCUGUACCGUUCAUCUGUCAUCUGUUAAAAGCUAAUCUUAUGAGCAUCUUACGUCAUCUGUUAAAAGCUAAUCUCAUGAGCAUCUUACACG
Rhipicephalus sanguineus (brown dog tick) is the source of this 3030-nucleotide messenger RNA. RefSeq names its product zinc finger protein 595. Gene Ontology annotation, biological process: regulation of DNA-templated transcription. Gene Ontology annotation, molecular function: DNA-binding transcription factor activity, RNA polymerase II-specific; RNA polymerase II cis-regulatory region sequence-specific DNA binding. Bases 77 to 2737 code for a protein of 886 amino acids. The record is from RefSeq and is a predicted model, not a curated record. The transcript has 5 exons. Lineage: Eukaryota; Metazoa; Arthropoda; Arachnida; Ixodida; Ixodidae.